GUAUUCCCUUGUCUCUCUCUCUCUUUUUAAUUUAAUUUAAUUUUUUUCCCCUCUAAUAACAAUAACAAUGGUAUCAGCAACUUCAGAAACAUCAACAACAACAUAUAAAUCAUUUAUAAAACCUAUCAAAUUUUGGCAAAAAUCUGAAAGGGGCUCCUCUAUUGAUGAACUUAUCAAAAGAGACUAUUGUGAAGAAGAGGAUAAGAAUAAACAAGUUGCUAAAAAAAAGCUUUUGCCUUCUGCCUCUUCUUUUAGUUUUGCAAAGAAGAAGUCUGCUAUUGUAGCAUUAAAGGAAUCAGGUGAAACAGAGGUCUACAAGUUAUCUACGAUUGAUGAUACAACUGGAUUAUACAUACCCCCUUCACCCACAUUAGAAAGUAAAAGGGAUCAUUGGGUUGAAAUAAAUGAAGAAGAUAUCAUGGAUUUUUAUUUACCAAUGAAUUCAGAAUGUCUUACAAGUCACGUUAAUGAAAGGCAUGAAUUUUAUACGCCUUCCUCAUAUGUCAAAUGUCAACCUUAUAUUUUUUAUGGUAGUGUCCCUACUACAAAGAAGGAUAAUGAUGAUGAUGAUGAUAAUAAUAAUACCAUGAUGAACUCUUCUACUCUAUCAAGUGUCCCAUCUUUAGUAGACGAUGAAACAUUAGAAGAUCUAACGUCUGUUCCAUCCUAUAGGUCCAAUACUACUAUUACAAAUUCCAACUAAUUAACAAACAAGCUUACUUACUUACUUACAUACUUAAUAAUAAUCUUAAUAAUAAUUUAUCUAAAUUUUUCCUAGUAUGACACCUAUUUUUUUUUAAGGUUAUACUUUAUAAUAAUAAAUGACAUAGUGUUAAAAAAAAAUAAAAGAAUUAGA
Molecule: messenger RNA, 856 nt
Organism: Cokeromyces recurvatus
Lineage: Eukaryota; Fungi; Mucoromycota; Mucoromycetes; Mucorales; Mucoraceae
Exons: 1
Coding region: 68-703 (211 amino acids)
Source: RefSeq, a predicted model, not a curated record